Molecule: messenger RNA, 2666 nt
Organism: Bombus pyrosoma
Lineage: Eukaryota; Metazoa; Arthropoda; Insecta; Hymenoptera; Apidae
Product: receptor expression-enhancing protein 1-like
Exons: 5
Coding region: 1371-2426 (351 amino acids)
Biological process (GO): endoplasmic reticulum tubular network organization
Cellular component (GO): cytoplasmic microtubule; endoplasmic reticulum membrane; endoplasmic reticulum tubular network
Molecular function (GO): microtubule binding
Source: RefSeq, a predicted model, not a curated record
ACGAAAGACACUGUUACUUUAAACACGACGAUACUCCCCAACAUUGGAAACAAUGUAAAUUGGGGCUAGUUGAGCGAAGUUAAAUAAUUUGCUUUGCAAUUUGCCAAACUCAAUUAGGAAUAAUUUUCAAGUGAUCUACGUUUGAAAACAAAUUAUUUAGCCCGUUAUUAACGGUGUAAUAAAUAGCGAAAUAUACCGUGCACUUACGUUGAAAAUUCGACGGCCAUACAUUCCACUGACAAAAGAGAAAAAAGUUUGUUCAAUGGUAAUAGUUUCAACCGUGAUUAACAUAAUUCAGUAGUGUAUGUAUAUGCUAUUCCUUUUACGUCAUUUUGUUCCACAGUUUAUUGGUUCUUAUGCAAUACCUUCUAGCUGACUCAAAUAUCUUACUACACUCUUCAGCUUCUUCUGAAAUACAUUUGGAGAAGCAAUUUAUCCAAUCAGCGUGUUAGAUUUCCAUUAACGGCAAUAGGCAUUGUGCUAAUGUUAUAUUUACACGAGACAAACGACAGCUGAAGUCACACGGCAUCUUAGAACAGUUUGUAAAAAGGAAACGCGUCUAUCGGAUCGGUGGAAUCGUUAUCGGCAAGGCGAGUUGGGCGAAUUUCGUAUCCGGCUCGCGUGACAGCGGCUUAAGGCGCUAAAAUAGAGCCUGUAUGGCAUCGAUGUAGUCGACACGUCGGUGCCAGAACGCAGUUACGCAUUUAGUCUUUAACUGGAAGCAUCCGCGGCCGGAACAAGCGGUCGCCGAGCCCGUGACCGACGAAAACGCGAAUUUUCCUCGAUCGAACAGCGCGAAUCGUCUCCUCUGGGCGAUCCUUUCGUGGAAAACGAAUCGAUUCGUAGCCGUGAAACGACGAUGUGGUGAAGCGUUUCCGAGGCCAGAGGAUGCAACAAGUGCGUCGCGACGGAGAACAGUUCACGAAAAGGGAAUGUCAUGUAGAAGCUACCUGCGUUGCCAAUUGCGUCCACGAAUCGACCGCCUGAUCUCCGCGCUGCCGCUAAUUACCCUCGCAAUCAGCCUCGAUUCAACUUCGUUUCACGCCUACGAGAUCAUCGUUUGCAACGAAAGGAUCCGCCGUAUGAACGCGACUGUAGAAAAUCUGUGAGUGAAAGUACACACAUCAUAGUAUUCCCUUCGUUCGAUCGUUCUUCUAUAAUCUUCGAUUACUUCAUCGUUCGGUUAUUUCGUCGAUCGGCGAGCUAUACCUAUCAGAACGAGACACGUCUCUGUCCGAUUUUUCAAUCUGUUCGCCGAGUCUUUUGAUGCGUCGGAUCGCACCGACGAGAAUCGAAAAACGCUCGGAGAAAGAGUUCGCGAAUAGAAAUCGAGAAUCCAGGCGAGGUACGGGGAAGAUUCCCGGUGUGGGAUGGAAAUCAAAAGAAACGAGCCUCGGCCGGACGAACUCGAGGAAAAUCCGUUUCUCUGGACGAUCUGUAAAACGGGUGUCCCUCGAAUAUUGGCCACGAGUCUGUUCGCUGUUGGUCGAUACUGCGCGGACCAAUUGCCAAAGAAAAUGGGCCUGGACAGCCUUCGGAUCCUGGCCGCGUUCCUAGUUAUCGUAAUGCCCCGAUCGCUGACUUACAUUCUCCUGUAUCCGAUUUUCAGAUUAGUGUUUGGCAAUUUGUACCCGGCCUACGCUUCGUACAAGGCAGUGAGAACGAAGAAUGUGAAAGAAUACGUGAAAUGGAUGAUGUAUUGGAUCGUGUUCGCGCUGUUCACGUGCGCGGAAACAUUCACCGACGUCUUCUUCAGCUUUUGGUUCCCGUUUUACUAUGAAAUCAAGACUAUCCUGGUGAUCUGGCUGUUGAGCCCAGCCACUAAAGGCUCGAGCAUUCUCUACAGACGCUUCGUUCACCCGGCUUUGAUCCGGCGCGAGGCUGAGAUCGACGAUGCCUUAGCACGCGCGACGGAGCAAGGUUACUCGGCAGUGUUGCACCUCGGAUCGAAAGGUGUGAAUUAUGCUACCACGGUUCUCAUGCAAACCGCUAUCAAGCAUAUUCUGAAGUCAGACCAAAUCAUGGUGACUGAGCUAUCAACGAUCCAAUCGGCCUCGGCCGUUUCUAGCUUGGCCAAGCUUCCAACGACCUCGAAGGAAAAGACGGACCAGAUAGACGCCAUCCACAAACCGAGCACCCCGUCGCACUCAAGCAGUAGCUGCGAUGACUUGAUCCCUGUCGAUUCGAUGCCCAACAUGAGCAACGAUAUGAACACGGACGACGAGCUGGUCGAAAUUGAUCGUGUGGCAGAAGGGGACGUUUUCAAGGCGCCAUCGCCGAAGAAAACGUACAAGGCGCGGAAAACCAGAAAAGGGCGAACCGAGGGCAACUCGAGGCGACUCAGGUCACACGCUAGCAACACUGAUUCCAUAUUCAGCGACGAUGAGUUUGACCAGCAGUAUGCGUCGACCUUGACAGAAUACUGAAACACAGCGUCGUUCUGUGUAUCGGUGGAAAGAUUCACGGAGAAUCGCGAGAAUGGUCCUCGACAGGACGUCGAGACGGAGUGCAAGUUACCGGUUUAAGAUUAACAUAGCGUUCUUACAUUUAUAGAGAUUCGAGUGGAAUGGGUUUUAGGGAAAUUAUGCGUGUGUUUAUUGAAAGUCUUAGAGUGAUUUUCCGUUUUUUUUCUCUCUCUCUCUCUCUCUCUCUCUCUCUCUCUCUCU